AUGCCUCCUCACCCGCUCGAGCUCCCACCAACCCUCUCUCCCGAUGCCCUGGACACCCUUACCGAGCUGACGGGCAUCCUCACGCGCCUCCGCACCGCGAUCCAGGCCUCCGGCUCAGCAGGCGGCAUCACAGGCGCCACGCCCGCCGGUACCGGCCCCGGAGCCACACCGAACCCCCUCGGCGCUAGUCCCAACGCGCCGCUAUCUCUCAAAGACGUGCCUGCCCAGACCGAUGCUCUAAAGCACAAGCUACAGCGCGCGCGCGUGCAGAUGCGCACUCUCCCCGACAUGGAGCGCUCCACCGCUGAACAGGAGGAAGAAAUCAAGGAACUCGAGGAGCGGAUCAGGAUGCAGCGUGAGGUGCUGGACCGACUGCGGGAGUCCGGCGUCAGGUUCGGUCAUGAGGAGGAGGGCGGUAAGGGCGAGAAGAUGGAGACGGAAUAA
Molecule: messenger RNA, 444 nt
Organism: Colletotrichum truncatum
Lineage: Eukaryota; Fungi; Ascomycota; Sordariomycetes; Glomerellales; Glomerellaceae
Biological process (GO): regulation of transcription by RNA polymerase II
Cellular component (GO): mediator complex
Molecular function (GO): transcription coregulator activity
Source: RefSeq, a predicted model, not a curated record